AACCAUCGAACAUGAGGAAUUUUGUGUUUUUUGCAUGUUCUCUGACUCUUUACUCUUGCCUGGUUAAUGCUGCACAACCGACGGGAUGCAGCUACAGCACUGAAACUGGAUCACGUGGUCUGUACACCUGCGAUUUUGCGGUAAUGUCCCUGCCAGUAACCUACAGCGCCUUCACCAACCCAAUACCCCAGCGUCUUAAGAUAAGAAAUAUCAACGGCAACUUACCAGUGUCAUCCCCAACCAAGUCCUUCAAUGGAUUCGGAAGCUAUUCAACAGGCAGUCAUGACUCGGACUUUACAUCCUACCUGGAGCUCGAAUGCUCCACCGGAAGUCCCUCGGGCCAAGCCAUCAUUUCAAUGGGAACGUUUUCGCAGAUGUCGUACCUUCAAGAGCUGCAUAUAAAAAACUGCAGGCUGACAAACGGUCUUCCGGAAUAUAUAUUUGCCGAUUUCAAAAGUCUGAACAUAUUAACUAUCGAGGGUGGUUCCAUUGAUGCAAUAGCUGCAGAUACUAUGGCCGACUUCAACAUCACUGUAUCUACAACGCUAACCAAAUCGAGAGGUAUUCUGAACUUCACAAAUGUCGCUAUAGCAGGAGGAUCGAUUACCAGCGGAUUUUUCUACCACCUGAAAACUGUAGACACCAUUAUUCUAGACAACAAUGGUUUGACUACAUUGGAAACCGCCAUGUUUUCUCAGAAUACCAGGCUCCAGCGACUCAUUAUCAGAAACAACCCUAUCACGUCUUUCCCUAACAACAUGUUUUCUGGUCUAGAUUCUCUGUUGUACGUGGAACUGAGUGGGAUGAGUCUGACAUGUUCCUGUGAAAACGUCUGGUUCAUCAAACACUUUCUUGACCACAACAUCACUCUAGGGGAUGGGGCCAUUUGUUCAAUGAGUACUAAUGCCAAGAAUGCUGAGAAGUAUUACUUUGAAAACUGUGUGACCUACGAUAUCUGCGAUGGGAUACCAGGUCUCAUCCUCGGAGACUCCUGUCACCACUGGUUCAGAAUCCUCUUUGUCCUCCUGCUUAUCAUCGCUAUAAUCCUCACUAUAAUCGUCCUUAUCCUCCUCAUCCAUACCCGGAAGAAGCUGAUGUCAAAACACGACAAGCUCCGAGCCAAGCAGACGGAGAAAUGGUCAAAGAUACAACAGGUGCUUAACUCACAGGCGGUCACUAAGCAGAAGCCACCGGCAGCCACCCUACCACCAAAGGGUGUUGCAAGGUGACCACAACCGA
This is a messenger RNA of Saccostrea echinata, 1239 nucleotides long. RefSeq lists its product as uncharacterized. The record is from RefSeq and is a predicted model, not a curated record. Gene Ontology annotation, molecular function: protein binding. The transcript is spliced from 3 exons. Bases 12 to 1229 code for a protein of 405 amino acids. NCBI's taxonomy places the organism in Eukaryota, Metazoa, Mollusca, Bivalvia, Ostreida, Ostreidae.